UAGUGUCUUAUACUAUAUUUUAUUUUUCUUCUUCUGUAAAUGGUUGCACUGCAAGAAAAUAAUUUCCUGCAAGGGAUUAAUAAAGUAAUUCUGAUUCUGAAGAAAAAAUAUACCUCUUGAUAUAAGAAAAAAAACUACCGUUUCAUUUUAAGACAGAUUAUUCCCCAGCUCUGUUUUGCUGCCUCCUUCUAACAGUUGGACCUUGUGCUUUGGAGUACACAAAGAUGAAGACUGCAGAUCACUUCUGGACAGACCCGUCGGCUGACGAGUUGGUUCAGAGACAUCGCAUUCAUAGCGGCAUCUGCAGGCAGGAUUCUCCCACAAAAAGACCUGCACUGUGUAUCCAGAAGCGACACUCCAGCAGCAGCAUGGAUGAGCGCCCUUCACCCUCCCCGUCAGCUCGAGAAUACGUGGAGUCACUUCAUCAGAACAGCAGAGCCACGCUGCUUUUUGGCAAGAACAAUGUGCUGGUGCAACCGAGGGACGACAUGGAGGCUAUCCCCGGUUAUCUUUCUCUGCACCAGACUGCUGACCUCAUGACACUGAAAUGGACCCCCAACCAGCUCAUGAACGGGUCUGUUGCUGACUUGGACUACGAACGCAGUGUAUACUGGGACUAUGCCAUGACAAUCAAUUUUGAGGAGAUUGUAUAUUUGCAUUGCCAUCAGCAAGUGGACAGUGGGGGAACGGUGGUGCUUGUCAGUCAGGAUGGGAUCCAAAGACCUCCGCUUCGUUUCCCCAGAGGAGGCCAUUUACUACAGUUCCUCUCUUGCUUGGAGAACGGGCUGCUCCCUCACGGACAGCUGGACCCUCCACUCUGGUCCCAGAGGGGAAAGGGGAAGGUGUUUCCCAAACUGAGGAAGAGGGUCCCUGUGGGAUCUGGAUCUACAGAGUCGGUCUCUGACAAGGAGGAGGAUGAAGCCACAGACUACGUCUUCCGCAUCAUCUUCCCAAACAGCCUCUCUGAUUUCAGGACGCCUCCAGAUCUGAUGGAUCAGGGAGCCGCCCUGUGGCAGCCCACUCUCAGGAAGCCUUCGUGUUCCUCCUGCUCUCAGGGGAACUUCUCUGAUGAGGCCUCGCACAAAGGAUGCAACUAUGAGAGGACUCCUCUGAAGCUGCUGUGUGACAACAUGAAAUAUCAGAUUAUCUCCAGGGCGUUUUAUGGAUGGCUGGCGUACUGCCGCCACCUUUCCACUGUCCGUACGCACCUUUCCGCCCUUGUCAACCACACCAUCGUUGCGACCGACGUGCCUUGCGAUGCCACUGGGGGGCUCACCACAGACGUUUGGCAGACGUUCCUUAAAGACUGCACUACUUACAAAGAGCAGGAGCUGCUCCGUUUGGUGUACUUUGGCGGCGUGGACCCCUCACUGCGUAAAGAGGUAUGGCCUUUCCUGUUGGGUCAUUACCAGUUUGGGAUGUCAGAAGAUAACAGGAGGGAGGUGGAUGAACAAGUGCGGGCUUCCUACCAGCAGACCAUGAGCGAGUGGUUGGCAUGUGAGGAGGUUGUCCGCGAGCGAGAAAAGGAGCAGCAUGCUGCAGCUUUGGCAAAGUGCUCCUCUGUUGCGAGCGUGGACAGCUCCAGUCAGAGGAUGACCCAUCAUGAUUCCACCGUGAGCAAUGAGUCUCAUUCCUCUCACAGCUCUGACAGGGAAAGUUUGGCUCGGCUCCAGAGUGAUUCCAGCAGCAGCACACAGGUCUUUGAAUCUGUAGAGGAGGUGGAACAGCCCGAGUCAGAGUCCAAGACCGAUGCGACCAAACAAGUGCCGAAGAUGCCCAACGAAGCUGUGCAAAACGAGUCAAGCUCGCCAGACUCAGGACAUCCUUCCUCACGAAACUUCUCCAUCACCUCUGGGCUGUCAGAUGGCUCCUUCAGCACAGAGGACAGCUCCGCACCUGAUGCUUCCCAGAGAUCCACAGCUGCGCCUCUGAUGCCACAGAUCUCAACCAAGCCUGCAGGGGGAGAGGGUGAAGGGCUGACAACUGAAAGUCAGGUGGCAAGAGAAGAGAAGGGCAAGGGGGAGGAGGGGAAAACAUUUGACAGCAUAGAUAAAGGAGAAACUACUUUGCAUCCUGGUACAAGGGAAAACAAAAAGUCUGAUAAAGUGAAAAAAGAAGAAUCAAGCUUUGAAGAUAGAGGCCUAAAAAUGAGCGUUAAAGAAAGUCCUCGAGGAGAUCAUGAGGCGAUGAAGAGUGUAGAAGUGCCUAAACGUGAAGAGAGAAAUGUUAGACACAUUAAAGAAACUGAAAAAUUAAAUUCAACUGUCCCGUUUUCACAAGAUAAGGAACAUUCAAAAAGCCUUAAAGAAUGUGAAGAGGAACAGAUUCUGGGCGCCUCGACACCAGGAGGAGCUUAUAGUUCAUCUCGGAGAGACGAGACCCAGGCUUUGACUGAGUCUGAUGAGUCUCCGUCAGCCAUAGAGAUGGAGGAGAUCCCUAAAACCAAGGUUUCCAUGGCACCCUGGAGCAGGAGGGGGCACUGUGAGACUUCCUCCUUCUCUGAGGAUUCAGCAGCACAUGUGGAGCUCAGGCAGGAGGUGGAAAAGCUCAGUCCCGAAGGAACGGAGUCCCUGCUGUCAGAGCCGGAGAUGGAGAGCCUUUACCCUCCUUUCGACUCUCUUCCAGCGGACGAAAACACAAAGAAUGAAGUAACCCCUCAGGAGUCAACUGGGAGCCCUUACUCUCAAGAGCUUUUGGAUCUAUACACACUAAAUCUGCACCGUAUUGAAAAAGACGUCCAACGGUGUGACAGGAAUUACUGGUAUUUCACUCCAGCCAACUUGGAGAAGCUGCGCAACGUCAUGUGCAGCUACAUCUGGAGGCACCUUGACAUCGGAUAUGUUCAGGGAAUGUGUGACCUGCUGGCUCCUCUUUUAGUCAUUCUCGAUGAUGAGGCCAAGGCUUUCAGCUGUUUUAGUAAACUUAUGAAGAGAAUGAAUCAAAACUUUCCACACGGAGGAGCUAUGGAUACCCACUUUGCAAACAUGCGCUCUCUAAUCCAGAUCCUGGAUGCUGAGCUGUUUGAGCUCAUGCAUCAGAACGGUGACUACACCCACUUCUACUUCUGCUACCGCUGGUUUCUCCUUGACUUCAAACGAGAGCUGGUUUAUGACGACGUGUUUGCUGUCUGGGAAACUAUUUGGGCCGCAAAGUACGCCUCAUCAGGUCACUUUGUUCUCUUUAUUGCGCUGGCUCUGGUGGAGGUGUACAGGGACAUCAUCCUGGAGAACAACAUGGACUUCACAGACAUCAUCAAGUUCUUCAACGAGAUGGCUGAGCACCACAACAUCAAGCAGAUUUUGACUCUGGCCAGAGAUCUGGUGUGCAAAGUGCAGCUGUUGAUAGAAAACAAGUGAUUGUUCCUGUUUCGUCCUUCAUUCCUUCCAUGUUAACACAUACAUGGCUGCAGCAGCACAACACCUUGAUACACAAGAGUUCACGUAGAAAUUACACAGGGCCUUUACAAUCACACUUUGCUGCUUUGAGCCUUACUAUCCUCUGUGGUGUUUGUUCCGUCAGCACUAUGCGAACCGCACCAGUCUGAGUGCUUUCAAUAUUUUAUGAUAAAGCUGUUUUAGCUGCACAUUUCAGACAUAAAAAGAAGUCUAAAUUUAAACAGAGACUGUAUUUCUGAUAAAAAUAGGCUCAAACCAAAAAGAGACAUCUUCCUAUUCCUAUCCCUUAACUAAAGAAAGAUUGUUGAGAUGUUUUAUAAUAAUAUUUAUGUAAGAACAUUUUAAUAUUAACAAUUAAUUAAUUGAUUAAUCUGGCUUGUAGUCUGAACUUUAACCCUAUCAUCAUCAUCUCACCCUCAAAAUCAUUCAAAAUAAUCUUUCUUAAACUUUGUUUAAUUAAUUUACAGUGCCUCGCAAAAGUAUUCACACCCCUGGAACUUUCUUCUUUUUUCCCCACCGUGAACUUUUAUAUAUUUAGUUGGAUAUAUCUGUUGGACAAAUGCAAAGUAGAACAUAAUUAUGAAGUAAAUGCAAAACUGAAAGGUCUUACAGUUUUUUUUUUGCAAGUGGAAAAUGAAGAGGUGUGAUAUGCAGUUUUAUUUAAUCCAAUGUUCUCAGAAAUACACAAAUAAAAUUGACUGUGUGCUUGUUAAUUUCCUUAUUAAUACAGCUAUUCUAAUGAGGCUUUACUGGUUUAUAAGAGAACAUGAAGACAAAAGAACAAAGCAGAUAGGUCAGUGUUAAAGUUUAUGCAGCGUUACGUUAUAAUACAACAUCUCAAGCUAUGAACAUGUGUUUGACAACUGCUUAAAUGACUAAGCUCUGCAAGUAAAGCAUUAUUAAUCCCAGAAGUAGCCAAGAGGCCCAGAGUAACUUUGGGGGAGCUGCAGAAUUCAACAGCUCAUGUGGAAGAGGCUGUGACGCUUCUGUGGGUGCUUUUCUUCAGUUGACGGGAAGAUGGUUAAUACAAAGUACAGAGACAGACCAAAAUGUGGUUGUACAGAUACUGCAGGGUCGAUCAUAAACGCACAACAUGCAUUGUUUCUUUAACUGUCAGAAUUAUGGGGGACUUUGUGUCAGCCUUACAUUUAAAAUCUCAAUGAAAUAAAUUAAACAUUAGUGACGUUUAAGGAGUCUUAGUACUUUUGCAAGUCAGUGUUACAGCAAAAAUAGAAUUUUAAGUGUUCUUUAACUGCGUUUCCUUCCAAGCUGUUUUAUCCUGUGUGAAAUAUUGUGUCUACAGAGAAAAUGUGUUCAGAAAUCAGAACCUAGUAUACUGUUGACUAAUGAAUCUGUUAAUACAAAUUCCCACAUGGAUGAAUAUGAUAAACAAUACUUUAUAAUACCUGUGUAUUGCUUUCCAUUGCUUGGUGAAUUUCUGCCUUUUUUGUAAAUUAAGUGCUUUACUUUCCUUAAUUUUUGUAAUGUCUUGCAUUGUCUGGUGCCUGCUUGUUCACUAAUUAGAGGGAAAAAAACAGGUGAGGCAGUGGUAACAUGCAGUAAGCUUAACCUAAUAACUGGACCUUAUUCACACACAUAGGAAAUGGGAAAUGUUUUGUUCAAAAGUUUACCUAUGAUAUUUUUGACAAAUGUAUAAUCCAUCUUUGAUGCAAGUCAAUGCCUGUCAUAUACAGCAUAGAACUCCAGGCAGUCGUUUUUCGACCUGUUGUGUUAUGAAUGUAGUUGGUUUUAUUGUAUUUAUUACUCGUAUUUAUUUGUGAGUUCCAAGUGCUGUCAGAUGAUUUAUUUUUUUUUUAGUUACUGUAACAUUCUUAAGCCAAAGUAUUUAUUUAUUUAUUUAUUUGUUCUUCUUCUCUGGAUGCUGCUUUGUUUGUAAAGCUGAAAGUUUUAUUUUGUGGCCAAUUUUAGAUGUGCAAUGUAAACAAUCAGAUUCUAUAAUACUUAACAUAUAUACACCUAUAUAUUGAAUGGUAUAUGUUUUUAUAAUAAAAAAUAAAAAUGGAAUAACUAUUUUCCCAAAUCGCAUUGUAAUGUCUAUUUUACUGAAAGAGAGUAGAAGGGAAAGAAAAUGCCAUCAAUGGCUAACCAGUAUGUUAGGAAUGAGUUACUGUCAUCACAUUUUUGAUAUUUGGUAUUUUUGUUUUAAUGCUUCAUGUGAGUCUUUGUCAUUUUAUAGCUUUAUGAUGGACUGGUGAAAUGAGACCAGGGUGUACCCCCUGGAAGUGCUGGCACUGCAAGGAUAAGAGCGAAAAUGGAAAAAUUGACAUUACAAGCAGAUCAU
This is a messenger RNA of Cyprinodon variegatus (sheepshead minnow), 5697 nucleotides long. It is a transcript of the gene sgsm1a, whose product is annotated as small G protein signaling modulator 1-like. NCBI's taxonomy places the organism in Eukaryota, Metazoa, Chordata, Actinopteri, Cyprinodontiformes, Cyprinodontidae. The record is from RefSeq and is a predicted model, not a curated record. The transcript has 19 exons. Gene Ontology annotation, biological process: activation of GTPase activity. Bases 225 to 3356 code for a protein of 1043 amino acids. Gene Ontology annotation, molecular function: GTPase activator activity.